AUGUUGCCGGAUAAGGCUCCUUCAGACCAGUGGAGGACCUUCCUCCACCGGUGUUUAGCAAAUCGAGUGGAUGUCGAUGAGUUCAAGGAAUUCACUCGAUUAAUGCUCAAAGACUUCCCUGUAAAAGGUGAGGAGCUGCUGGAUCUACUCCUCGAAGCUCGCGCAACCUCCAACAUCGCCUGGGACCCCUUGCUCCCCGUUUAUGUCGACUGUCUCUUCAGGACCGAGCUGGUCAAGUCGUCGGCUGCAUUGACUAGUCUUCUCAAGAACUCUUCUGUUCGCGGAAAUGCGGCUCCGAAGAGGAAGACUUCGACGCUCAUGACCGACAUCAAGGUCAUUCAGGAUGUCAUGAUGGCUGCCUCCACAGGUGUCCUACCCAAGACUACCGCCGAAGCGGUAGAACUCUUUGCGGUGACUGUCGAGUGGAUCGAGGCGGUUGUUUCGUGGCACCAUGAGGACCUGGACAUCUCGCAGCAGGAGAGUGGUUUGAUGAAUAAUCCUGAUGCGAUGUCGGUGUUCGAGUCGGUUGGUAUUCUUCUGGCUGCACUGUUCGGAACAACGAAGGGAUUAGACGCGCUUUCCAGCUCUUAUAUUGAUCGCGCUCAUCAAGGCUUGAAAGUCAGGCUUGGUCAAGCCAUCUCAUCAUAUCUACCCUUGUGUGUGGAUAUCUCCUUGCCACUUCGCCAUCGACUUGAUACCCUCCAGAAAGAGUUCAAUUUGUACGGACAACAGCCUUCGAAACAGGUUGAUCCCUCCUCACUUGAUGGGAUGAACGUGAACUCUCUCCAAUUCGAGGCCUCUAUAAUGGAUGGCCCGGUGAUCAACACGCGAGCUGGGCUCUAUGUGUACCUUAACUCGAUGCUUGUUGGACGCCCACUUGUCGAUGACUCCAUUUUGAUCAACUUCCUUACCAAUCGCUAUGAGGGUCACCAAGAAGUCCUUGUCGCAGAGAUGAUCACAGCCGCUUUCGACGUUCUAUCCAAUGGCGUCAAUCGUAAUGAAUCCGGUCGAACAAUGUUCUUGUUCCGAUCGUUCCUGGUGAACAAGCUUCCAUCAUUCUUCGCAGCCAUGUCGGCUGCGUCGAUGGUGCCAAUUCCAAUGGAGAUGUGCAUCACACAGGCGCUCAGCCGACUCGACCCGAAUGCCUUUCCUUCGUUCUCUCAGAUGUUCUCCAUGCAAGGUAGUAGCAUUCUUUCUGAUGCGCGCCAGGAGUUCCUGUUUGCGUGUGCAUCUCACAGACUCAUCCCGGAGUCCAGCAUCGAGCGCCUUCUGGGAGAAAACCCAAUGCAGACCCUGCCUGUCGGUGGUCCUUACCAGAAAGAUGAUUUAGUACCCCAGAUCACUACCAAUCUUGAAAGAGCGGAUCAAUUGAUAGGUGAGAUUGAGUCGAUGGAGGGAAAUGCGGGGGCAAUUGUGCGGGCUGUGACCGAGGUUAUGUACAGCCUUUGCAACCAGAAGGAAACGGUGACUCUCAAGAGCAUCUGCAACUCACUUUCACGACGCCCUCAAACACUUGAUGUGAUUCUGCUCUUUAGAACUGCCAAGCAGGUCCUGCAACCUCUCUGUGCCUUGUUAGACUCCUGGCGUUGGGAUGAAGAGCAGGGCGAGAAUCAACUGGUCUAUGACGAGUUCGGCAGCAUUUUACUACUUGUUCUCGCCUUCAAGUACCGAUAUGAUCUAAGUGCCUCGGAUAUCGGAAUUUCGAGCAGUGAUUCUUUCCUCUUGAAGUUGUUUGACCGAGGCUCUUUCAGCCAGAAUCUGAGCGACCUCAACGAGAAACAAAACAAGGAUGUUGGCGCGUGGAUCGCCGCUUUGUUCAUUGCCGAAGGCAUUAAUGAAGAGACCAUGUCAUCCUGCAGCCCUCAAGAAUUCUACAUGCUCGUCGCGACUCUGUUCGAUCAAAGUCUAGGGGCAUACCUCCUCGAGCCUUUCUUACUGCCUGCCCUGGUGAUAGCUCUCACAUGGCUUGGUAAUCAUAUCUGGGAGUCCGAAACCGACCCAACAAUCCCCCUCAAGGCACUAUACUCUCUAGUCAAACCCAGCUCCAUCUCCGGCGAGGCACAAGCAAUCCACAAGACCGUCCUCAACAUCACCGCCCGUCCUCUCGAAGAACAACUGAAGGACGUGCGCACCAGAAACCAAACCCGAACAGAUAUCAAACCAAUCCUGGACGCGCUCGACCCAUACCUCUCCUUCCGCCGCGUGGGCAGCUCGCACUGCUCAGAGCUGGACAACUGGGCCGCCCAACCCGUAGGCGGCCUACCAGGAAGCCUUCGCAGCACACUCCACUCACUCGUCCUUUGGAGCACGAACUCCGGAAUGGCAAUGCAACCACAAUCCUACACCCACCGCCAGAUCCUCGCAGGAAUCCGCAUCCUCGGCUCCACGCGCGUCCUGAACGCCCUCCUCGACGAACUAAAACAACAAGCCGAAGGAGGCAGCGUCGACCUCGCCCUCGAUAUCGUGGCAACGAUUGUCUGCGCACCCAUGGCCGAGUCGUUCGCCGUGGACCAGAAUAUCUGCCAACCGGUCGAUUCAACGAAAGAGUCGCUCCCCCGCUGUCCGACCCUGACCCUCCGAGACGCCCUGAAUCUCCAGCACGAGAACAUCCCCAAGAUCUCAGAGAAGGAUCCCCUGCGCGCGGAACUGAUCGUCCGACUCUGGCGCCGCGUGAGCGUCCUCGCUGCGCCCCCAUCGCAGGUCGCGAAUAUCGAUGUUAGCAAUAUUAUUCAGAAUAUGCAUCUUGGCGGCGUCGAUGGGCAGGAUCGUAUGGAUCUUGAACAGCCUGGUGGUAUUGGUAAUGGUGUUGACGAGGAUAAUCCGGAUAAUAUCAAUGAUAUGCUAGAUAAGGCUGCCGCCGCCGCUGCGGCUGGGAUGGAGGGUGGUGUCAAUGUAGGACAGGAUCUGGGGCUGGAUGUUGGUGGAACGGGAAUGGAUACUACCGGUAUGGACGCUAUUGAUGAUGUUCUCAAUGCGGCGGAUAUGGCGGUUGGGAAUCCGGAAUUCUUGGAUUUGGAUAUGGAGGGCAUGUUUUGA
Messenger RNA from Penicillium argentinense, 3036 nucleotides. RefSeq names its product putative RNA polymerase II mediator complex subunit Nut1 (gene nut1). Gene Ontology annotation, molecular function: transcription coregulator activity. The record is from RefSeq and is a predicted model, not a curated record. Lineage: Eukaryota; Fungi; Ascomycota; Eurotiomycetes; Eurotiales; Aspergillaceae. The coding region runs from base 1 to 3036 and encodes 1011 amino acids. The transcript is spliced from 6 exons. Gene Ontology annotation, biological process: regulation of transcription by RNA polymerase II. Gene Ontology annotation, cellular component: mediator complex.